AUGAAUUUAUAUUUGCCAUUUAGAUUCUCAUUCUUAAACAUUUAUUUUAUGACUAUUGCUGUUACUGGUACUUUCAUUGUUACUUCGUACAUCGGAUUGAAGAAACAAACAUUAUACCAACUUGCUAGCAACACCAACAUCGAUGUAAUUGAUGUGAGGUACAAUUACUCCAGUAAACUUUCUAACAGUAGAUCAGUGGCCAAAGUUCCUUCAAGAUCUGUAUGCUCCAUGUUUUGCUCUUCAGAAGUUUUAUUUUCAUGCGCCGGUUUCGAAUAUGAGGAUAGUUUUAAAAAAUGUUUGCUGCUUAAUAGUUUCUCGUCUGGCGUCAAUAUUUCUCCUCGUAUAGUUAGAUUUCGUAUUAGAGAAGCAGCAUGUCCCGCCAACUCGACCUAUCACCCUUCCAUACGAUCCUGCUUGACCUUGAUCGUUGGCUCCAUGACCUGGUCAGACGCCAGGGCAAAAUGCAACAAUUUGAAUUUGAACUUUCACCCUCUGGUCAUCAACAGUAAUGAGGUCUUUGUGACUCUGCAAAGAUAUUGGAGCUCGCUUCCAGCUGAAUCAACAAACCAGUGCAAGGGAGGUUCUUAUUGGAAAAUUUGGACAUGCGGCAGGUGGAAACUGGACGUACCCUCCCCGUUUCACUGGCAACCCUAUCAGGGAUGUGCCACAUUCCCGUUUGUUUACACGAGAUGGGAUUCUGGUCAGCCCGACAAUUUGUACCAAAGUACCGCGUACAAAAAUGUAAACAAUGCCGCCUACCUGUUCACAAAAACUGGAAAACAUUCAAGAUACAAGAACAAUGAAAACGCUGAUAAAUUAUAA
This is a messenger RNA of Helobdella robusta, 822 nucleotides long. RefSeq lists its product as hypothetical. The coding region runs from base 1 to 822 and encodes 273 amino acids. NCBI's taxonomy places the organism in Eukaryota, Metazoa, Annelida, Clitellata, Rhynchobdellida, Glossiphoniidae. The transcript is spliced from 4 exons. The record is from RefSeq and is a predicted model, not a curated record.